Populus nigra (black poplar) is the source of this 558-nucleotide messenger RNA. RefSeq lists its product as uncharacterized. NCBI's taxonomy places the organism in Eukaryota, Viridiplantae, Streptophyta, Magnoliopsida, Malpighiales, Salicaceae. The record is from RefSeq and is a predicted model, not a curated record. The transcript is spliced from 2 exons. The coding region runs from base 1 to 558 and encodes 185 amino acids.
AUGUCCACCAGUUCUUCGAGUCCUUGUAACGGCAUAAUUUGCUUUUACCGCGACUGGGAUGGCAUUACGUUAUGGAAUCCAGCAAUAAGAGAGUCCAAGGUUUUGCAGAUUUAUUGUAAGUGGUUCUUCGUUGGAUAUGGUUUUGAUUCCGAGGUUAAUGAUUACAAGAUAAUGGGAUUCACUGGUGCCUGGAAUUCCACUCGGAUCAUAUCGUACGGCCUAAGUAGUGAUAAUUGGAUGGAAAUUCCUGAUGAUCGAUCAUUGCGGCCACGGGAUUUGCUAGACUUGCUUCUUCAGGUACAGCAUGGGAGGAUAUUCUCGCAUCAACGAAGAUGCGAGUGUAUAUUUGUACUCUUGAGUGAAGCAAUGAUGACUCUCUUGUUGUGGUUCUCUCACGGUGAGCAGAAAGACCUUGAAAUAUGGAUAACAAAAGAUCACCGCGUCAAGGAGUCUUGGAUCAAGAAAUACGUGGUUGAUCCACUUGGUAUGUUUCCUCGCUUGCUUCAGCUAGCAGAAACUGAAGGUUUUGAAACUGUUACAAACAAAUUAUAUAAAUAG